AUGUCUCACAGCCAUAGCGAUGAAGACUCUAACUCGAGUGAUAGUGAGGACGAAACACUUAUGCUUGUCAAUCUUCUUGUCCUCAACAUAGAGGCGAGACGCCACCUCCAAAGACGGUCCCGUUUGCCUCGGCGGGUUAUUCACAGAGAUCAUUUUCGUGGAGAAAAUCUUAUCCAUCAUCACUACUUCGCCGAGAACCCAGUGUAUCCACCCCACGUCUUUCGUAGAAGGUUCCGCAUGAGUAGGACUCUGUUCCUCAGAAUCUUGCAAGGUCUUCAACAACAUGAUUCGUACUUUACACAACGGGUUGACGCAACUGGUAUGCCUGGUCUAGGUCCACUACAAAAAGUAUGUGCGGCAAUGCGGGUACUAGCAUAUGGGUUACCUUCAGAUGCUGUAGACGAGUACAUUCAAAUAGGGGAGUCGACAGCUAGGGAAUGCCUUCACCAUUUCUGUCGAGGUAUCAUUGCAUACUUCAGUGGGUGGUAUCUACAAACUCCUAACGAAGCUGACAUAACACGCAUCAUGCACCAUAGCGAAUCAAGGGGUUUCCUCGGGAUGUUGGGUUCUAUAGAUUGCAUGCAUUGGGAGUGGCGGAACUGUCCUACCGCAUGGCGUGGUCAGUUUUGUGGCAGAAAUGGUCGAGCGUCCAUGAUUCUAGAAGCUGUGGCAACGUAUGACCUUUGGAUUUGGCAUGCUUUCUUUGGCAUGCCCGGGACAAACAACGACGUGAAUGUGCUCCACCGAUCACCUGUUUUCGACCCCAUGACAUCUGGUCGAAUGCCACCUGUGCAUUACACAAUUAAUGGUAAUGCAUAUAACUUCGGAUAUUACCUAGCUGAUGGUAUUUACCCCAACUGGCCAACUUUCGUAAAAGCUAUAAGGCACCCAUAUGAGCAAAAGAAAGUCUAUUUCACACAAAUGCAGGAAAGUUGUCGAAAGGAUAUUGAGCGUGCAUUUGGAGUUCUUCAAGCUAGGUGGGCGGUGCUACGAGGUCCAGCAUAUGGUUGGGAUCGUAAUCGUUUAACUGAAAUUAUAACAGCUUGCAUCAUAAUGCACAACAUGAUUGUUGAAGACGAAGGGCCGUUUGCAGCUAAUACUGAUUUUGGUGAUAACACUUCAACCAGUCAAGCACCACAACUAAUUGCAGAAGGAAGGGCAGAAUGGGUCAUUAACCACUUCGAUCUUCGUCGCCAAGAAAGAUCGUGCUCCCUUCAAAAUGAUCUUGUCGAGCACUUGUGGGCUCGGCGUGGAAGCAUGUAA
This is a messenger RNA of Zea mays, 1263 nucleotides long. RefSeq names its product protein ALP1-like. NCBI's taxonomy places the organism in Eukaryota, Viridiplantae, Streptophyta, Magnoliopsida, Poales, Poaceae. The record is from RefSeq and is a predicted model, not a curated record. Bases 1 to 1263 code for a protein of 420 amino acids. The transcript has 2 exons.